This is a messenger RNA of Uranotaenia lowii, 2385 nucleotides long. RefSeq names its product mitochondrial thiamine pyrophosphate carrier-like. Gene Ontology annotation, molecular function: thiamine transmembrane transporter activity. Gene Ontology annotation, cellular component: mitochondrial inner membrane. The transcript is spliced from 3 exons. Gene Ontology annotation, biological process: thiamine pyrophosphate transmembrane transport. NCBI's taxonomy places the organism in Eukaryota, Metazoa, Arthropoda, Insecta, Diptera, Culicidae. Bases 627 to 1550 code for a protein of 307 amino acids. The record is from RefSeq and is a predicted model, not a curated record.
CUCUACUGCCCAACGAACAGCGGAGAGCUGCAGUGACACACAUUACAUAUGUUUGGCUAUUUGCAAUGCAACGCAUCCUCUAUGUGCUAGCCCAGGAAGAAUAGUUUAGAAGUGUUUUACCACGAAUCAUGGAAUGAAGUACUCAGCUUCUAAUGAUAGGGAGAGCAAAACGAGCAUAUGACGACAGCAGCCACCACGGUUUAUUUUUUCGGUACCAUACACUGUUCAGUCUAAACUUCGUUACAAUACCGAUGUGCGAUGUAUAGUUACGAGUGCUGGUAAAAAUAGGAAACAAUCCAAUGAAUCCUCAUGUAUCGACAUCAACAAAAGGCAGGAACAUAGUAUCCGAUAGAAGCGUGGAUCUUUGGCAUUGGCGAUGUGCAAACAAUAUACUCUCUUUGGAUAUGAGGUUUAGUUUUGUUCCCGUAGUUCAUAUCGCCUGCAGUACAACCUCGAAUAUAAAUUAGGGAAAAACUAAUGCCGAAAAUUGUGAUAUAACACCUGUCGUCGAAGAGAAAAUAGUCAAAAACGAAUGAAAACAAAAUUGGAGUGGCCUUCGCUUGUGUAAUCCAGCAUCGUGAGGAUUCAAGAGAAAUAUCAUUAAAUCAGUCAGCGGGUUAAGCAAGAUGAAUCGCGAUAAAGAUGAUAAGUCUUCCAAUACAGGCAUUGCUGGUGGGUUAGCUGGGUGCAUCACCCGCUUCAUAUGCCAGCCGUUAGAUGUACUAAAAAUUCGCUUCCAGCUGCAAGUCGAGCCUUUGCGGGAGGAUCAUAUGACCUCCAAAUAUCGCACAAUUCUACAAUCGACAAGAUUGGUUUAUAAAGAAGAGGGCCUUGCAGCUUUCUGGAAGGGUCACAACCCUGCCCAGGUUCUGUCGAUUAUAUAUGGCGUGUCGCAAUUUUCCUCCUACGAACAUGGCAACCAACUGCUGAGGAAAAUCGAAACCUUUGAGGAACACCACAACGUUAGAAAUUUCAUUUGCGGCGCUCUUAGCGGCACUGUUGCCACUUUGAUUACACUACCAUUAGAUGUCGUUAGAACGCGACUGAUAUCGCAGGAUCCUCACCGAGGGUAUAAAAACUCGGUCCAAGGACUCCGCAUGAUUUUCAGACAAGAAGGCUUCAAGGGUCUCUAUCGUGGGGUUACUCCAAGCGUUCUUCAGAUUGCUCCGUUGACUGGGGGUCAAUUUAUGUUUUACAACAUUUUUGGAAGUAUGUUCAGACAGUAUUCAAAUAUUGGUGUGAACGAAACGUUACCAGCGAUCGAACUGUUCAUUUGCGGUGGAUUGGCGGGACUGUGCACAAAAUUGCUGGUUUAUCCGCUAGACUUGGCCAAAAAGAGAAUGCAGAUACAGGGAUUCGCCAAAAGCCGACAAACAUUCGGUCGCCACUUUGUGUGUAAAAGCAUGUUCAAUUGCAUGUACAUAAUUGUCAAACAGGAAGGAUUCGUCGGACUGUAUAAGGGCCUAUACCCUGCACUGCUGAAAGCCUGCUUCAUGUCAGCUUUUUAUUUUGCUAUCUACGACGAGAUGGUGUGGAUCCUGAAUCACUGAUAAGAGGUUUAUCAUCUUCCAAAGAUAUUAUUCUGGGAUGAAUAUGAUUCAUCACUGAAGACGAAAUAUUCCUAUUCACGUGCAAAAUUAACAGCAUCAACUACCUAAAAGUAGCUUUGUAAGUAUAACGACAACCACAAGUUUAAGGAUCGGUAUUGAGCUUCUGAAGCUAAACCUCAUGCGGGAAAUAACCAAGCUAAAUAAGCAGUCGUCAAUUAGGAGAACAAUUUCGUUACAAGUAGAACUGCAAAUAUUAAGCCAACUUAGAAAGUAGCUGGUCCUUAUCCGGUAAAGUUUUACAAUAAGUUUCGAUAACCCAAAGCACAACAAAGCUACACUUGGUACACACAGAUUUACAAAACGAAGAACAGCAGUAUCAAUAAUUGUAAAGAAAAACGAUAACAACUUAAUUAGUAUUUUUCUCUUCCGGGUAGCCUUAAUUCAACGGCCUUCCCUGGCCGAAUAGCUCAGGGGCGACAUUCAAGUUUAUACUCUUAAUACCACAAAUGCUCUCAGUUAUUAUUUGAUGUUCAGUUUGUACUUAAAUAUGGCAUAAUCAAGCCAGUUUCCGUUUAGUUGAAAGCCACCUAUCCCCUGGAAUCAUGUUUAAUUUUCGACGAAUUACCUAACUGUGUAUCAUUUUUUUUUUUUUUUCAUUUACAAUUUAACAGGACUUUUUUUACCUAACUUAUUCAAAUAAGCAGUUCAAACAAAAAUUAUCAAUAUCGAAAGAAAAAGUGACUGAAGAGUGAGCACUACAUGUAGCUAGUUUUAAAGAUUAAAUGUGUGCUUGAAACGUAUUGUGUUGACAAUAAAAUGCGAAGAUAAAAACGAA